Molecule: messenger RNA, 1784 nt
Organism: Diachasma alloeum
Lineage: Eukaryota; Metazoa; Arthropoda; Insecta; Hymenoptera; Braconidae
Gene: HSPBAP1
Product: HSPB1-associated protein 1
Exons: 5
Coding region: 579-1766 (395 amino acids)
Molecular function (GO): 2-oxoglutarate-dependent dioxygenase activity
Source: RefSeq, a predicted model, not a curated record
UCUUUGAAUUCCACUCUGCCAAUCUCAAGAUAUUAAUCAUUGAAAACUAUUCAACCCUGUUCUCACACCAAAAUUCCAAAAAAACCCUUCAACUCCAAAAAAAUCCCCACAAUUUCCCUCGCGAUCAUCUGGAAACCAUUUAACCUCAACUCUCCCCCGCACAAUUGAACCCUCAACUCACCAUUUUAACUUAUUAAUAACAAUUUAAUCAACGACGAGGAGAAAACCACUGCCUUCUGGAGCAACUUGACACUUGACUAUUUGACGAACCGACUGACGGACGGGUCUACGUGGAUUCUCCCUUGAUCAGGAGCUGAAAUUCGGAGUAAAUGGAAGCUACGUGUUUACCGACGCGUACCGAACGGUUUGUGGUAGUGGUGCGACGUGUCGAGUGUCUGUGUCCACGUGGUUUACUGCUUACACGUCAGCAUACGGGUGGGUUCACAUGGGUGACAUUUCUGCUCCGAAUUUUUGCCGGUUGUUUUCGUCUCGAGUCACUCCAAAAUUGUUUGUUUACGUUUAGUUGGGAUUAUUACGGGAGGAUGGGUUCUUAAUUAUUGAAUUGAGAUUUUUCGACAAUGGAGAGGAGAAAACCGACUCCUGAAUUAUUGAAACAAGUAAUUUUUGAGUUGCAAGAGCCCAUUGUAUUCAAAAAUAUUAUAAAUAAUGAUUCAGAAGGAGACAGAUGGGAUUUCCUGGGCCUGGGAAAAUUGAGAAGUGCCUUGGGAGACAUGCCGUUGAGCUUCAGGACUGGAAAAAAUUCUAGAACCGAUGAACCCCAGUGGGACCUCAAAUGCCCCCUGGAAACCAUGACGAUCGAUGAGUUCCUCCAGAAAUCCGAGAAUUCUGAAGACUGGUACUACUUCGAUUACAAGUACAUGCACGAGUGGUUCAGGGAGAAACCAGAGAUCUUGUCAGCUGUCGAUUGGAGACCAUUUGGGGUCGACAAGACUGGAGAGGACUCGACCCUCUGGGUCGGGAGCAAGGGGGCUCAUACCAACUGCCAUCAGGAUUCUUACGGCUGUAAUUUAGUUAAACAGAUACAUGGGAGGAAGCUGUGGCUCCUGUUUCCUCCAGACUCUGGGAAAGUCCUCCAAGAAACUCGAGUUCCCUACGAGGAGUCCACGAUCUACAGCAGAUUGAACUUCUUCUGUCCCUCGAUAUCGGAUGAAGAGUCCCUCAGAAAAAUCGAUAAAAAUCCCAUGAGGGUUGUUUUGGAAGCUGGAGACGUUUUGCUAGUUCCCAGGGGCUGGUGGCACUUUGUUGAGUCUUUAGAUUUGAGCGUUAGUGUCAAUGUGUGGCUGCCAUUGGCAUCAGACUGCCAGGCCAGGCUCAGAGAGGCUCUCGUGAAGCUCAUUAUGGAGAGGAUUGGAGAGGGUCUUCCUGCUGUGAAGGAUCAAGUGACUUAUAGUCUAAGAGAUCUCGGGAAAUUGAUUGAAAAAUGUGUGAGAGACUGUGAAGAAGUAAAAAAUGAAGACCCUGAAGAGAUGAUUCCCAAAAAAAUGAGAAAAACCCCCUGGACUGCUGAAGAAUUCUCCAGAGAAUAUGAAGAUUUCGUGAAAAUAGGGAAAUACUUGAGUGGCGAAGAGUUCAGGAUAUUCCUGAGUCACCAAAGGGAUCGAUUUCCAGAAGAAAAACAAUGUAACAAUGAUUCAACCCAAGACUGCAGUAAUUUCGAUCGAAAUACUAUAAAAAAUGUUGCUGAUUCCUUUUGUCAUCCAGACGUUAUCAACAAAGUUGUUGAAAUGCUCUUGAAUAAAAAGUGAAUAGUUUAGUUUCAAUUU